AUGUUACGGACACCCAGUGCCUUUUAUAGCUUAAUCCCAACAUGGGCCACUAGAGGACUCCAGACCCAAAACCAAAGCUCCUACUUCUCUAAUUAUGCAACAAAGCAAACCUACUUGUGUGUCUGGCCAUUGUGGUCCACUGUAAUCUUUCUGAGCCUCCUCCUGCUCCCUGUUUCCACAGCUACCACUUUAAAGGUUGGGGUGGUGGGACCUUGGUCAUGUGACCCCCUCUUUACCAAAGCCCAGCCUGAUGUGGCUGCACGGUUAGCUGUGGAUCGCAUUAAUAAUGAUCAUUCCCUCUCAAACGGCAUCACAUUUGAUUAUGUCAUCCUGGAGGAGGACUGUGUGACAUCACAGUCUCUCGCCCGUUUUCUUGGUUUUUAUACACGUGCGUCUGGGUUUAUUGGCCUUGUUAACCCAGGUUACUGUGAAGCUGCCUCUCUCCUAGGAAAGAGUUGGAAUAAGGCGGUGUUUUCCUGGUCUUGCAUUGGAUAUGAGCUGGAGGACACGCGGAGUCACCCCACUUUUUCACGCACCAUGCCACUCCCCACCCUUGUGCUGCUGAGCUUCAUGCGGCAUUUUGGCUGGGCACAUGUGGGUGUCAUUUCAUCAGCUGAAGAUGUUUGGGUUGAGACAGGAAUAAAGCUGGCCGAUGCCCUGCGGGCACAUGGAAUGCCUGUUGGCAUAGUGGCAUCCGUUGGUAAUGACCACACCAGUGUGCGUAAGACCCUGGCAAUGGUCAAGAAGGUGAAAGAUCUCCGCUUGGUCAUUCUAUGCAUGCACUCGGUAUUGAUUGGUGGAACAGCCCAAAAGUUGCUAUUGGAGACAGCAUAUGACAUGCGGAUGACAGAGGGUUCAUUGGUGUUUGUACCUUAUGAUACCCUAUUUUACAGUCUGCCCUACCAUCAGGUAGCUCAGCCAGCCCUGCGCCACAACAGUAAACUGCUACGAGCCUAUGAUGCCAUGCUCUCCAUCACUAUUGAGUCUCCAAAGGAAGAAUCUUUUUAUCACGCUUUUGAAAAGGCCCAGGAGCAAGGGGAACUGCCCAGGCAUAUUAAUCCACAACAGGUGUCCCCAUUGUUUGGCACCAUUUACUCCUCUAUUAUGGUCAUGGCUCAUGCUGUACAAAGUGUUAGAGCUUCAGGUGAAUGGAUGUCUGGGGGGAACAUUGCCCAGAAUGCCCGUAACCUGAUGUCGAAAGGCUUUAGCUAUACCCUACAAGCGAAUUCAUCUGGGUUUGGCAUGAAGGACUAUGUGGUGCUGGACACUGAUGGCUUAACUUGGGAGCUGCAGCCUACAUAUCGUAUAGAGUUGCAAACAGAUAUGGUGCGCUUUCUGGGACGGCCGAUUCAUUUCCCUGAAGGUGGACCGCCCACUACAGAUCCCAGCUGCUGGUUUAAACAAGGUGUUAUCUGUAGUGGAGGUGUGAAUCUGUUCCACACGGUUGUAGUUUUCCUCUGUUCUUUUCUGCUCAUCUUCCUUUUGAUUGGCUGUUCUUACUUUAUUAGGCGUAGAAUUUCUCUGAUUCAAAUGUUGCGAGGUCCUAAUAAGAUCUUGCUGACUUUAAAUGACGUCACAUUCAUCAACCCAUCGCUGAGCAAUAAGAAGCUGAGCAUGGACGACAAGGGCAGUGAGAUUAGAGUGAGCGAAAUUUCAGAGCGAAGCCUCAAGUCUCCACUCUCUGAGCAAUCGCCGGCCACCUAUGAGAAUUCAAAUGUUGCUAUAUAUGAGGGUGAUUGGGCAUGGCUGAAACGACUUCCAUAUGGAAACUUCCAGAGUAUCACCCCUUACACCAGUGGUAUUUUUGAGCUGAUGAAUGACAUGAGGCACGAGAACGUUAACACCUUCCUCGGCUUCUUCCAUGACUGCGGAGUCUUUGCCAUAGUAACAGAGUUCUGUUCUCGGGGCAGCUUGGAAGAUCUGUUGCUAAACGAAGAUGUCAAACUAGACUGGAUGUUCAAAUCCUCUCUUAUUAUGGACCUCAUCAAGGGUAUGAAAUACCUUCACCACAGAAACGUCAGUCAUGGAAGACUCAAAUCAAGGAACUGUGUGGUUGAUGGCCGUUUCGUGCUGAAAGUUACAGACUACGGCUAUAAUGAGGUGUUAGAAGCUCAGAAAUUCCCUUAUGCUGAACCUCCAGCUGAGGACCUUCUAUGGACUGCCCCUGAGAUAUUGAGAGGGUCUCACCCUGGUUUGUAUGGCAGUCUCCCUGGUGAUGUGUACAGUUUUUCUAUCAUCAUGCAGGAGGUGGUAAUGCGAGGGCCUCCGUUCUGCAUGCUGGACCAGUCUGUUGAUGAAAUUGUCCAGAAGGUCCGGAAGCCUCCUCCAAUGUGCCGGCCUGUUGUGUCCCCGGAUCAUGCUCCACUAGAGUGCAUUGUGCUCAUGAAGCAGUGCUGGAACGAGCAGCCGGAGAAAAGACCCAAAUUUGAAGACAUUUUUGACCAGUUUAAGAAUGUCAAUAAAGGGAAGAAGACCAACAUCAUUGACUCCAUGUUGCGAAUGUUGGAGCAGUAUUCCUCUAACCUGGAAGAGCUGAUCAGAGAAAGGACAGAGGAGUUGGAAAUAGAAAAACAAAAGACUGAGAAACUCCUCACACAAAUGUUGCCCACGUCAGUGGCAGAGGCUCUGAAGCUUGGCACUACAGUUGAACCAGAAUAUUUUGACAGUGUCAGUCUCUACUUCAGUGAUAUUGUUGGCUUUACCACAAUCUCAGCCAAUAGCGAGCCUAUUGAGGUGGUCGACCUCCUCAAUGACCUUUACACUAUUUUUGAUGCUAUAAUUGGCAAUCAUGAUGUUUACAAGGUGGAGACCAUAGGGGAUGCUUACAUGGUGGCGUCAGGUGUGCCCGUGCCCAAUGGAAACCGUCAUGCAGCUGAGAUCGCAAACAUGGCCCUGGACAUCCUGAGCGCAGUAGGCACCUUUAAAAUGAGACAUAUGCCUGAUGUACCUGUCCGCAUCCGAAUAGGGCUUCAUACGGGUCCGUGUGUGGCUGGUGUGGUGGGUUUGACUAUGCCACGGUACUGUCUGUUUGGAGACACAGUCACCACUGCUUCAAGAAUGGAAUCCACAGGAAUGCCAUACAGAAUUCAUGUCCAUUCUGAUAUUGUGAAGAUCCUGUUGGAUUUGAAACUGGGUUACAAAGUAGAGUUGAGAGCCAGGACUGAACUCAAGGGAAAAGGUAUUGAAGAAACCUACUGGCUCAUCGGGAGGGAAGGUUUUACCAAACCACUGCCAGUACCUCCUCUACUAAAGUCAGGGUAA
Molecule: messenger RNA, 3261 nt
Organism: Triplophysa dalaica
Lineage: Eukaryota; Metazoa; Chordata; Actinopteri; Cypriniformes; Nemacheilidae
Gene: gc2
Product: guanylyl cyclase 2
Exons: 17
Coding region: 1-3261 (1086 amino acids)
Biological process (GO): intracellular signal transduction; protein phosphorylation; receptor guanylyl cyclase signaling pathway
Molecular function (GO): peptide receptor activity; guanylate cyclase activity; protein kinase activity
Source: RefSeq, a predicted model, not a curated record